This is a messenger RNA of Hemicordylus capensis (graceful crag lizard), 3856 nucleotides long. RefSeq names its product zinc finger protein 384-like. The transcript is spliced from 5 exons. Bases 1024 to 1641 code for a protein of 205 amino acids. Lineage: Eukaryota; Metazoa; Chordata; Lepidosauria; Squamata; Cordylidae. The record is from RefSeq and is a predicted model, not a curated record.
UUCACCGGAAGCGCCGCGCUUGGCGGCUAACUCUGAGAUUUCGAAAAGCGAGAGGGACUGGAACUCAGCAGCGCGCGGAGAAAGACGCCACCGCGCCGGAAGGACGACAAUUGCGAGCGCGCGACAGAUGCUUCGGCGGCGGCAUGGGCCAGAUCACGCGCGGCGCUCCCUCUGUCUUCCUCCUCCCUCCUCUGCUACGUCACGCCCCCCCCCGCCCCCCAUUAAUAACUCUAGAGUAAAUCAGUUGAAGAGUGAUUGAUUUUUGGUUACCUUUUAGGGAGACAGCAGGUCUUCUCCUUCCCCAACACAGAGCACACGGGAGGACUGGCGACACACUACGGGGCUUUAGCCACAAGGAGGUCUUGGCGGUUGUUGGCUUCAGUUAGGGUUCCAGACUCUUUCCCCCAGCUCUUAAUUGUCUUUUUUUUUUAAAGUAAGUUUCUAGUCCCUUUGGUUAAGGAGACGUAAGAGCAAACACGCCGGCAGUAUUUCUGUAUAGCUGUUCAGUAAAAAGCAAACCUACUCACACCUUGCAGUUUUCCAGCCAAUGAGGGCAAAAGCACUGCACUUGAAUGCAUACGUGGUUCCCCCCCCCUCUCCAUUUUGACAAUGAAAGAUCAUGCCAUGAUAAAUGUCUUAGUCGUUGGUGGGUUAUGUCUCUUAGAUGUGGAACUCUUCGUUAUUUUUGCUACUACAGAGGAAUGUGGUGACAUUUCCAGCAUAAAAAUGUGGAAUUGUGACUUCUGCCCCAGCACCUGCAUUAUUCCAAGGGUGAUAUAUGUUACCUUGGCAAAUGCGUGUUUCCAUUCCUGUAUGUGCUGAGGUAAUGCAGGCUGGGGGAUGACUGCAUGGGAAAAUAUAUGGAAAGGAGUGAGGUGAACAUAAUAGCAGAGACCACCGUGAUGUCUCCCAGUAUUCACUGAUGUUGUGGACUUCAGCAUGAUGAAACCAGGGUCCUUUAUCUGUUCACUGUGCCCUUCUGAAGUCACCUCAUCAAAAGUUCUGUAGCAGCUCAACGCUAGAAUGGAAGAAUCUCACUUCAACUCCUCUCUGUAUUUCUGGACAGCAGUGCCCACCGUCUCAGGACAGAUUGACAACAGUAUGUUCAUUAACAAGAUGAAGGAGCAACUGUUGCCCUCGGAGAAGGGCUGUGGCCUGGCUCCCCCGCACUAUCCUACGCUGCUGACAGUACCCACUUCUGUGGCUCUGCCCACCAACAUCUCUAUGGAUUCUGACACCAAGCCAGAACAGCUCACCCCACACAGCCAGGCAUCUGUGACGCAGAACAUCACUGUAGUGCCUGUGCAGUCUGCUGGGCUCAUGACAACAGGUCCUGGCCUAGUCAUCACGUCUCCCUCUGGGUCGCUGGUAACCACAGCCUCUUCUGUGCAAACCUUUCCCAUCUCGGCCCCCAUGAUUGUUUCAGCACUUCCCCCUGGCUCCCAGGCAGCUCUCCAAGUCGUACCUGACCUUUCCAAGAAAGGGGCUGUUGCCCUUUCAGACAGUGGCGCAGCCAGUGGUGCCGGGGGUAUAACCCCCAAAGCUCCCAGAGGUCGAAAAAAGAAACGGCUGCAGGAGCGGUGGAGAGCGAGUGCUCUCCUCACCUCAUUAAAAAAAAAAUCAUAUGUCAGCCACGCCUGACUGACUGCGGCGCUCUUGGGGGGGGGGGAUCCCCUUAAUGCACUGUGCACUCACACGGAGCUCCAGGGGAUGGGGUGACCCGGCUCAGAGCUACUGGCAGCAGCCGGUACUCAUCUGGUCGGGCAAUCCGCUGCCUGCCCAAGGAAAGGAAACUGCUCAUCUGCAGUCUGUAAGCUCUUCGGGGUUUCCUCCCUGCAAACCCUAUUGCCAUUUCUCACUGCUCAUGAGAAACAGCUCAUAGUCCUUUUUGUCAGGGAGAGUUGGAUGCACCUUUGGUUGUCCUCAGACAUCUCAGUUGGCUUUGGCUCAUCAAUUCCAAAGUCUAACAGUAACUCAUGCAGCCAUGUGGCUUCUGGACAUUCUUGGCCAGCUGAUAUGUACUCUGCUUCUGUGGAUGAAAGUGCAACAAUUGACUGCUUGUGGUUAGUCCGACUGAUGGCUCCUCCUCCAGAGAAAAACAAAUUUCCACUUGUGGACUUACAAUCUGUUCUGUCUUAAGAAGAAGACCCAUUUACAUCGUAUUGACUUACUUCCAGCAGGUAGUUCCACAAGAACUACCUUUUUGUGUAGAGAUUCUAUCUUCUGCAGCUUUCCUCCAGUUUUUAGCUUCACAUGUCAGCAGUCUUUCAACGUCUUCCCAUCUGCAGGGUCCCUGGGUCCCUUUCUGGCCACGUAGACCAGUGAUCGAGAAGGGGGAAAAACAAAAGAAGAUGAAAUCUACCCUCCUGAGCUCUCUAACUGGGUUAUGGGCCAGUAUUUGGUUUGGAGAGACUCUGGGUGAUGAAUCAUCCAUCCCUCUUGGAAUUUCUUUCAGCAGGGUUACUUUGACCAGGGCCUAUGUUCUGAGAACAAUUCACUUUUUGAUAUGUGUUUGUGGGUAUUUAGCUCAGCUAGCUACCCCAUCCCUAUUCUGCAAUUACUCUAAAAAAUGAAGGGCUAGUAAAUAGGAAGAGAAACUCAAGAGGAUCAAAUCCCUCCAAAACACUUGGGGUUAUUUAAAGCUACAGUGAUAGACACACAACUUUAUUUAUUUAUUUAUUUAUUUAUUUAAUUUUAUUACAUUUAUACACCGCCCAAAAUGCAAGUCUCUGGGCGGUUUAGAACAGAACAAUAAAAACAGAUAAAAAGGUUAAAACAUUACAAAAAUUAAAAUGUAAAAUGUUAAAACUAUUAAAAACACAAUUAAAACAAUAUCUAAUUAAAAGCCUGGGUGAACAAAUGCAUCGUGACUGCAUUUUUAAAAGUUGUAAGAGAUGGGGAGGCUCUUAUUUCAGUAGGAAGUGUGUUCCAAAGCCUCGAGGCAGCAACAGAGAAGGCCUGUCCCUGAGUAGCCACCAGAUGAGCUGGUGGCAACUGCAGAUGAACCUCUCCAGAUGAUCUCAGUGGGUGGUGUGGUUCAUAGUGAAGAAGGCAUUCUCUUAAAUACCCAAGGCCCCAGCUGUUUAGAGUUUUAUAGGUUAUUACCAAGACCUUGCAUUUUGCCUGGAAACUUAUCGGCAACCAGCGUAGAUCUUUUAAGAUAGGAGUGAUAUAGUCUCUCCUAGUUGACCCGGAGACCAACCUGGCUGCCGCAUUCUGGACCAACUGCAGUUUCCGGACUACGUACAAAGGCAGCCCCACAUAGAGCACAUUGCAAUAAUCAAGUCUGGAGGUGACCAGCAGAUGUACUACUGUUCUGAGGUCAUUUAUCUCAAGAAAUGGACUCAGCUGGCGUAUCAGCUGAAGCUGAUAAAAGGCACCUCUGGUCACUGCCUCAACCUGGGACACCAGGGAGACGUUUGUAUCUAGAAGUACCCUCAGACUGUGUACCUGUUCCUUCUGGGGAAGUGUGACCCCAUCCAGAACUGGCAGAUCAAAAUCAUCUCCCAAAUUCCAACCCUGCACAAUAAAUACCUCCGUCUUAUCUGGAUUCAGCCUCAGCCUGUUACCUCUCAUCCAGCCCAUCACUGCCUCCAGGCAGGCAUUUAGGGAGGUUAUGCCUUGUCCUGAUGAUGUUGACAGGGAGAAAAAGAUGAAAAACUAGAAUAUACUGUAUACCACAAAUUAGGAAACGUACCAUCAAGUCCAAGAUGAUGCUUACAUGGUUGACAGACAGAAUCAAGGAGAGCAUAAAAGCCAAGAAGAUUUUCUUCAGAAAAUAUAUGGAAACUAGUUAUUUUUGGCCCGUUAAAUUAACGGGCGCUAGGGGAGUUGUGCACUCCGGGCCCCCUGUCGU